This is a messenger RNA of Cyprinodon variegatus (sheepshead minnow), 1432 nucleotides long. Its product is annotated as lysophosphatidic acid receptor 4-like. The transcript is spliced from 2 exons. Bases 257 to 1213 code for a protein of 318 amino acids. Gene Ontology annotation, biological process: G protein-coupled receptor signaling pathway. The record is from RefSeq and is a predicted model, not a curated record. NCBI's taxonomy places the organism in Eukaryota, Metazoa, Chordata, Actinopteri, Cyprinodontiformes, Cyprinodontidae. Gene Ontology annotation, cellular component: membrane. Gene Ontology annotation, molecular function: oxysterol binding; G protein-coupled receptor activity.
AUCACGCUACACCUUCACAAUGAAACAGGAAGCUGCACCAAAAAAAAAAAAGAAAGAAGAAGCAGCUUCUGUUCACAUGGCAGUUAGAGUCACAGCAAGUCUUUGCACUUUUAGAGAUCUACGGUGGAGCUUUGUGGACCUGGAGGCUGAAAAUAAUUUAAGAGACGCUGAUUUCUGGAAAUCAACCUACGUCUAUUUUCUACAUAAAAAAACCCUGAUCUGAAAUUAAACCAAAGAGUCCGCCAGAUCUGUCAUAAUGAACCAGACAAACUGCACCGACCCAGAAGCAGAGUUCCAGUACCACCUCUUCCCAGCGGUCUACAUCCUGGCCUUAAUCAUAGGCCUGCCAGGAAAUCUGGCGGCGUUGUUUGUCUUCUCCGUAAAGACCAGUCCUCGCACGGCCUUCGGUGUCUACAUCAGCAACCUGGCCAUGGCGGACAUCCUCAUCCUCUGCACGCUGCCCUUCCGGAUCCACUACCACCUCCACAGGAACAACUGGGUGUUCGGAGAACUUACCUGUCUCGUCACGGGGACGCUGUAUUUUGCCAACAUCUACAUGAGCAUCUGCUUCAUGACUUGCAUCUGCGUGGACCGCUACAUGGCCACAGUGCACCCACACACCUAUCUGAGGAUGCGGAGCCCUAAAUGGUCUCUUGUGGUGACUGUGGUGCUUUGGUGUCUCGGCGGAGUGGCUAUACUAAUCUUCAUCCUCAUGGGUCCGCUGGAAAGCGGGGAUGCCUCUACUGGCCACAGCUGCUUCGAAAACUUUGCCAAGAAAGAGUGGAACGAGCGCCUUAGGACGUACAGUAUAGUCAGCCUGAUCUUUGGCUCCCUGGUACCUUCAUUGAUCAUCCUGGUUUGUUACCCGCUGGUAGCCAACCGGAUUUCAACCAUCGGCACCAACACAGCAAAGAAAGCUGUGCGGGUCAUCUACACCAUCUUGGCCAUCACGCUGCUCUGUUUCCUGCCCAACCAUGUGGUCUACCUGCUGCACCUCCUUCAGCGCUUAGAGGUCAUCCAGAGCUGCUCCAUCAGAGCUUUCAUCUACAACGCCAGGCGAGUUACCAUGGCGCUCGUUACCCUCAACACAUGUCUGGACCCUGUGCUCUACUACAUGACCACCAGCCACUUCAGGUGGGAAACCUUGAAAAGGACAUGGCUAUGGGGGAUAGUGAGUAGGAGAAGGGGGGUCUACACCAUCUCUGUGACUUAAAUGGACAAAGGCACCUUCAACCAAAAAACACAGAGCGUAACCCUUAAAAUGGUAUAAAAACAUACCGUUGAAUAGUUAUAGAGAAGUGGCAGGGACAGAUGUGAAAAUGGAUUUGUAUAAAAAUCUGUAUAUAAUUGCAUAUUGGUUAUCUCUACUGUCUUUGUAAAAUGAAUGUAACAUACUAAAGCCGAGGGCGGAAAGGGCUGGGAGAUAUGUUAU